Messenger RNA from Salarias fasciatus (jewelled blenny), 1987 nucleotides. It is a transcript of the gene cnot11, whose product is annotated as CCR4-NOT transcription complex, subunit 11. The transcript is spliced from 7 exons. The coding region runs from base 346 to 1683 and encodes 445 amino acids. Gene Ontology annotation, cellular component: CCR4-NOT complex. Lineage: Eukaryota; Metazoa; Chordata; Actinopteri; Blenniiformes; Blenniidae. The record is from RefSeq and is a predicted model, not a curated record.
GGAAGUGUUCAAUCUGCCUGUGAACCACAGUCACACUGCUGAAGAGAAGCCGGGUUUAGCAGUCGGGUUUCAAGCCUGUGGACUUCUGUGAAAGUUGGAUGUUUUUUAAACACGGUUAUGUAGCAGCAGAGUCCACGCAGGGCGGACUUUUAGGAGCACGCUAGCUAGUGUUGCUUUGUUUGUGUCCGUUAGCCUGUCGAUGCUAACUGGUUGCUAAGUGUUCGGGAGUUUCCGUGAAGACUUCGGCUUGGCGGUUUUCUGUCGGAUCAAAGAUGAAUUAGCUCCUGUUCCAGUCCUGCGGUGGAUUUAUUACCGGAGCAGGUAGCUGGAGGAACGGGGGACACCAUGGCCCUGGCUCCGAAGGAGCUGUCCAACCUGCUGAGCGUCAUCUCGGAGGAGGCCUGCUGCAACUCCUUCGAGAGCCUGUCCGCUCACUUCCACCACUUCUUCGGGAAGGCGGAGCACUUCCGGGUGGGUUCGGUUCUGGUCCUGCUCCUGCAGCAGCCCGACCUGCUGCCCAGCUCCCCGCAGCGGCUCACCGCUCUCUACCUCCUGUGGGAGAUGUACCGCACCGAGCCGCUGGCCGCCAACCCCUUCGCCGCCGUGUUCGCCCACCUGCUGAACCCCGCCCCGGCCGGAGAGGAGCCGGAGAAGGUCCUGUCCGGCUUCCUGCCUCCCAUCACCCAGCCGGAGAAGUUCUUCCUGUCCCAGCUGAUGCUGGCUCCGCCCAGAGACCUCUUCAAGAAGACGCCUCGGCAGGUGUCCUGCAUGGACGUGGGCAACAUGCCUCAGAGCAUCGACAUCAGCGGGCUGCAGCUCGCCCUGGCAGAGCGUCAGUCGGAGCUGCCCACUCAGAGUAAAGCCAGCUUCCCCAGCAUCCUGAACGACCCCGACCCCGACUCCUCCAACUCGGGCUUCGACAGCUCGGUGGCCAAUCAGAUCACAGAGUCUCUGGUGACGGGGCCCCGCCCCCCUCUGGAGAGUCACUUCCGGCCGGAGUUCAUCCGGCCGCCGCCUCCUCUGCACGUGUGCGAGGACGAGCUGGCCUGGCUGAACCCCACCGAGCCGGACCACAGCGUGCAGUGGGACCGCUCCAUGUGCGUCAAGAACAGCACCGGCGUGGAGAUCAAACGCAUCAUGUCCAAAGCCUUCAAGAGCCCGCUGUCCGCCCAGCAGCAGUCCCAGCUGCUGGCGGAGCUGGAGAAGGACCCCAAGCUGGUGUACCACAUCGGCCUGUCUCCGUCCAAACUGCCCGACCUGGUGGAGAACAACCCGCUGGUGGCCAUCGAGAUGCUGCUGAAGCUGAUGCAGAGCAGCCAGAUCACCGAGUACUUCUCCGUGCUGGUCAACAUGGACAUGUCCCUGCACUCCAUGGAGGUGGUCAACAGGUUGACCACAGCAGUUGACCUCCCCCCAGAGUUCAUCCACCUUUACAUCUCCAACUGCAUCUCCACCUGUGAGCAGAUCAAAGACAAGUACAUGCAGAACCGUCUGGUGCGGCUGGUCUGCGUCUUCCUGCAGUCCCUGAUCCGGAACAAGAUCAUCAACGUCCAGGACCUCUUCAUCGAGGUCCAGGCCUUCUGCAUCGAGUUCAGCCGGAUCCGCGAGGCCGCCGGACUCUUCCGCCUGCUCAAGACCCUGGACACCGGGGAGAACCCCCCCGAGGCCAAACCCGCCAAGUAGACCCAGGACACCCACUGGCAAGACUCUUCUCUUUUUUUUUUUUUUGCUUUUCUUUUUUUUUUACCGUCAGCCCAGCAGAGAUCAGCUUCUUGUGGAUUAUCUGGACUGUCAGGAGCUCCUCUGAACUCUGAACUUUCUCCUGAAUUAAACUCCUUCAUCCUUCAUCUUGUUUCUUUGUGGUUUUUAGUGAAGUGAGUGAAACCUCAGGACGGCCUCCCGUCUCUCCACAUGUUGACAACUUGGCAGCCUUUCCAAUCCUCCAGAUAACUUAUUCUUGUCAAAAGGACUGGCGACAAAUCCGGCG